AUGGAUAAAACCACGUAUGCAAAGCUAAGUGCAGGAGAUCCAAGCUCGCGGCACAGCAACAUAUACAUACACACCAUUCUGACUGCAAUUAAAAAGUGCAACAGGCCACUGUCCUUCAAGGAGAUUGAGCUGGAGACAGGCAUAAAUAUAGAGAGUACGCCUGGGCUGUUUGACCUAUUAGUGAAGAAUCAAAGACUUGUCAUAGAAGGAAAGACUCUUCGGUUCAUCCCUCUGCAUAAAAUUGAGAGCGAAGAAGAGUUGCUAGAAAUACUUAAAAAAACAAAUUCAGAGCACGGAAUUCCUGUGGAGGAGCUGCUUGAUAGAAGCAACGACAUCACGCCAUUCAUAGACAGCCUGGUCCAGAAAAACCAAGCAAUUGUUCUGAAGGACAUUGAUGGCUCAUCAACUAUUUUCUACAACUCAAUGAAUAUAAAAAACGUGGACCCAGUAAUCAUAAAGCUAUAUGAGGAGGUAAGUGUUCCAGAGCCACGGGAGCUUGCCAAAAAGCUAAUGAAUGCAGGAAUGACCAUGAACAUUUCACAAGAGAAGCCUGCAAGAAAGGCGAUUCCCAUCCAGAAGAAGAAAAAGUACCACAGAAAGAUAAAAAUCACCAAUACGCAUCUUAACAACCGAGAGCUGGGGAUAUAG
This is a messenger RNA of Nematocida ausubeli, 648 nucleotides long. RefSeq lists its product as uncharacterized. The transcript has a single exon. The coding region runs from base 1 to 648 and encodes 215 amino acids. NCBI's taxonomy places the organism in Eukaryota, Fungi, Microsporidia. Gene Ontology annotation, biological process: transcription initiation at RNA polymerase II promoter. Gene Ontology annotation, cellular component: transcription factor TFIIE complex. The record is from RefSeq and is a predicted model, not a curated record.